GGAAUUAUCUUCGCAGCGUGAUGGACCUUGUGGAUGCGAACGCGGAAGACUUCUUUGCGUCCCUAAAUGCAGGGAGCGCGGCUGCGUUCUUGCCACAGCCAGUGGAAGAACCAAUGGUCAAGAAACCGAAAGUUGGUAUGGGUGCGAUGGCGACCACGGCCAUGAAGUACGACAUGUCGGCGCAACCGAAACCAUCGUCGGUAUCGAUUCUGGUGCCCCCACCGCGCGUCACGGUGUCGACUAUCCAGGAUCCGAAAGAACCACAGCUGCCCAUGGAAGACCGUAUUGCGAAUCUUCUUGUGCCGGACAUGAAAGUUGGAGACGUGAUCCAACUUAUCAAAAAGAUGAAGCAGGCGGGCAAGUCCGACGCGGACGAGUUUUCGGAACUCGAUGCGGAAAUGAACUCGGCGCCGCGAUUUGUGUGCGACGUGUGCGGCAACACGGAACAACACAACUAUAUCACGGACUACGCACGUGGAGACACGGUGUGCAUGGGACCCGACGGCAAAGGGUGCGGAAACGUCGUGCAGGACCACAUCGUCCACGAAGGUAGCGCGUACCGAAAGUUUGAAGGCGAGGAAGACAAGAGUCAUCACGGCCCAGCGCCCAACAAGCUCUUCUCGAUGGGGCACAACCUUCGCACGAUGAUUUCGCAGGACGGUGAACAAUCGGCAAAUCUGCGGCGCGCGUCCGAGUUUGUCGAGAUGAACUUGAGUCAGAUGGGCAAGGAUGAGCGGCGGACGCGUAUCGGGUAUAAAGAUCAGAUGAAACAAAAAGCGUGCCGUCUCAUCGACCACACCGGCGCCAAUUUGGACUUGCAUGAGAUUGUGUGCAACCGCGCAAAGAAAAUGUUUGCCGAGUUUCGCGACCUCCGCGAGCACGUGCACCAGUUCGAAGCGGUCGUUGCGGGCUGCAUCAUCGACGCGUACAUGACGACGGGGAAGGAGAUGUACCAGGCGCAGACGUCGAUCAAGAUCGGCAAGUUCAAGCAAGCUGGGAUUGCCCAGCUCACGUUGGCACCCAACAAGGCCGUCGAUGAAAAGAAACUCCAUCCGUUUCACUGCAAAGCGUGCGGACUCACGUUCAACGCGAAGCGUGCGUUGCAAUUCCACACAUGCGAGGGCAAGGCGACAAGCGACAACGGCACCAACGCGUCGACGGCAGCGGUCGAAUUGACGCCCCUCGAAGGCCCGGACGACUCGGCGGCCCCCGUCCGCGACGUCCGCGAUGGCAAAGAAUGGUUCCAGUGCCCCGUGUGCCCACGCAAGUACGAACGGCGCGAGGCCGCCGUCGAACACAUGACGCGACACAAAAAACAGAGCGAGAAACGCAAGCUCCAUAUUGAGACGGCCACGAUGGACUCGACGCGGUUCCUCAAGACCAAUUCGCUCGCGAGUGCCAACCCGAGCGUUCAAGUCAACACGCACGAGCAAGUGCUGUUUCGAGGCCAGGGCCGACGCCCGUGGCUCCAGAGCAAGCUCGAGCAGUAUCAGCAACAGCAGGAACUGUUACAGAGGCGUGACGACGAGACGAAAGGCGAUUAACAAUUCAACGACGACUCGCAUUUCCAACGAGCCCAUGCAUGUGGCUGGGGCGAGCGGCCAUCCCAUUGAGAAGUGAGCACAUUCAUGGAUAUUCAUCACUCCUGAAGGACGCAGUACACGUCCUUCGCAACUUGCUCAAGCUCGGGAUCUAGUAACUUCAGGUAGCUCGUUGGGGCGGUUAUUUUGAAGAUAACGUAGAGGAAGAUGCUGGCGCAUUAAAGCAUGAGAAUGGGAAAGACAGGAGUGCGCUGGGACGAGAA
Aphanomyces invadans is the source of this 1804-nucleotide messenger RNA. RefSeq lists its product as hypothetical. The transcript has 3 exons. Gene Ontology annotation, cellular component: nucleus; transcription preinitiation complex. Gene Ontology annotation, biological process: DNA-templated transcription initiation; transcription preinitiation complex assembly. Gene Ontology annotation, molecular function: TBP-class protein binding. NCBI's taxonomy places the organism in Eukaryota, Oomycota, Saprolegniomycetes, Saprolegniales, Verrucalvaceae. The record is from RefSeq and is a predicted model, not a curated record. The coding region runs from base 21 to 1544 and encodes 507 amino acids.